This is a messenger RNA of Nezara viridula (southern green stink bug), 4546 nucleotides long. NCBI's taxonomy places the organism in Eukaryota, Metazoa, Arthropoda, Insecta, Hemiptera, Pentatomidae. The record is from the annotation of a GenBank genome assembly.
CGCCGCAGCAGCUGGCUCAUUGCCUUCUCGGAUAAGGUUUUCCCAAGUAACUGAAAAACAAUGCGGACUUUAAAACCACCAGAUAAAAAGGAACCGGAGAGUGAAUUCAAGCCAGUUCUUUUGUAUUCGGAAGAUGAACAAGUCCAGAUAAAUAUUGACGAUAGCAGUUUGCUGAGGCACCAAUUAUCUGAUAGUGAAAUAGAUAUUUUCUUGCCUGCAUCAACAUCAGUUGAUAGUAGCUGCGAAGUAAUUAAAAAUGAAUCUAGGCUUGCUCCCAGGAAACCUACAACAACAAAAUCAUCAUCGCCCAACAGGCAGGGACCUCAGCGAUGCCAGGUAUGUGGCAAAGUUUUUGCUAAUGCUUCUGCUCUGGCAAAGCAUAAGCUCACACAUAGCGAUGAACGCCGAUACAUUUGUACCAUGUGUGCUAAAGCAUUUAAACGACAAGAUCAUUUAAAUGGGCACAUGCUGACACACAGAAAUAAGAAACCAUACGAAUGCAAAGCUGAAGGCUGCAGUAAAUCCUACUGUGAUGCUCGAUCACUGAGGAGGCAUACGGAAAAUCACCAUGCUGGCUCUGGUUCUACCAAUUCAACACCAGAACAAUCCCCACCCACUUGUAUACAAUAUGCUCCACCUCCUAAUGAACAAAAGCAAGUAAAAGGUCCUAAUUCAUCUGAGAAGCUCACAAAACAACAUUUGGAUCUUAUCCAACAUGUCAUACAAAAAAAUCAACAUUCAUCAACUAAAUCUUUUGACGCAACCAAAACUAACACUAAUGCAUCAGCUGUUAUAGCUUCUACUAAUGGUACUAAAACAUGGACAAUGCAGACUUGUUCAUCAGCUCCAAAAUCUAUGACAUGCAGUAUUAAACCAGUUGAGUGUAAUUUGUGUCAUCGAAAAUUCAAAAAUAUACCAGCUCUUAAUGGACAUAUGAGACUGCAUGGAGGAUAUUUUAAAAAGGAUUCAGAUGCAAGGAGGUAUGAAAUAAAAGAUGUAAAUACAACACCAUUACAAACAGCUAGCAUUAGUGUCCGUGCUUUAAUAGAGGAGAAAAUUAUUUUGAAGAGAAUUUCUAAACCAAGUGGAAUAAUAAAUGGUACUUAUCAUGAUGUUACAACUUCGUGCCUUCAACUCUUUAGUAGGCGUUUAAUUGAACUACUACUAAAAAGAUAGCUGGUUGUGGUGGGACUGAAACCAUUUCUCAUGGUCAAAUGUCUGUUUUUUGUGUGGUAAAUAAUAUUUAUUCUCCAAAUAUAUUGCUAACACUUAAUGACUUUUGUCAUGCAACAGCCGUACUUUGGUGCUAAAUUUGUUUUAAAUCAAAAAUGUUUUUCAAUAUCCUGCAAUAUCUCCCAAAAAAACAACAUCAAUGGAUCAAAUAUAACAAAUAUUUGCAUGUUUAUAGUUGACUAGAAGCUAGAAAUUCAUAUUUCAGUAAAUUGAAAUCAGAACGCAAGCAACCAAGGGAAAACUUUUUAUAGCCAAAAAAGCCACAUUUGUUCAAUCUUUUUUUGUUUAUAGGGUUAGCAUACAGGGAAUAGAAUACACUAGAGUUGCCUUCUCCCUCUUGUUAUAGAGGAGGAGUAUGCUCUCAUUCCUCCCACAAUGUGGGUACUUGCCUUUUCUGCUAGCUAAUAUGAUUUCCUUAGAUUUCAAGAUAUCUUAUGUUGUUUUUCAAGUAUAAUGCCAAAAAUAAUUUAUCUUGUGGAUAUAAUAUGUAUAUAUUGAUGAUUGAAAAAUGUAAAUGAAAUAAUUUAAUGUAAAAAUGACUAUGGAUAUAACAAUCUAAUUGUGUUCAUUAGCCUUGCUUUUAUAUUUUAAAGUUGAUUAUUUCUAUCUAAUUUUUGCCUAAUUCUGAAUUUGAAAUCUUAAAUUUUUCUGAUAUAUUCACUACACUAGAAUGAUUAUUAUUAUUAUAAGCCUUAAGAAGGCCUAUUGUGCAUCAUCCUGGAGUCAAGUAAAAUAGGCCAGAUGUCUUUGCGAACCUGUUAAUACUAAUAGGAUCAAUCAGUUCGCAGUGCUUAGAGUGCUUAGAUCACGUCACAAGUGAAAGUAUUGCAGUCUAGCCGAAUUAUCACAUCUACAAAUCAUGUGAUAGGCCGUGUUAUCCUCCAGACCACACAGCCUUUAGAUGGAGGUCUCACUUAUACUCAAAUUAAAAAGGUGCUUAUUUAAUUAACAGUGACCAGUGUACAACCCUGUUACAUGCCUAAUGGUACUCCUGUCCAUUAGAAGAAGUGAUUUACUUCUCUUCUGACAUGGCCCUACUAGGAACAACUUAGAACGAGUUUUUUUUCUAGCCUGUUCCCAAUGUAGCAUAAAUUUAUUAUCCACAAUUGCCUUAAUAUGCCUUUUGGCAAAGCCAAGGCUUAUCCCACAAAUGGACUCUGCUGUAACCACCACUUUUGCAGAGCCUUUCCUAGCUAGUAAAUCGGCUUUCUCAUUUCCAGGAAUGCCUGAGUGCCCAGGUACCCAUUCUACCCUCUCCUUAUUAGUACUUCAAAGAAGGUUAAGAUUGCCUUUACAUUUAUCCACCAACUUUAAGCGAAUUGCAUAACUAUUGGGAGCCCUAAUUGCCACUUGACUAUCCGUAUAUAUGAAUGAAAAUAAUUUUAUUAUUCUGGGAUUAGUGUCCCUUUAGAACAAGUUACAAAUACAGAAUAUAUAUUAAUAUUUUGGUGUGUCCAUAAAAUACAAUUUAAUAUUUACAGGUUGAUUCGGAGUACAAUAAAGUUAUAAAUAAUAAAAAGAUAUAAAUACGUGUAAAUAUAAAAUAUAGAGAGAAAGUAAUUAAGUAAACGUAAUAUUGAUGUAUUACAAAAUAAUCAGAGUAUCAUGGUGUACUUUGAGAUUUUUACAGCUUAGGUUUUUAAGUGCAUUUCAUGAUCAAUCGGAUUGGGAAUGGAGUAGGUGUUUGAAGAGGAGAGAUUUGAAAGAGGAUCGAAUAUGUGUCAAAUAUGUGAAGGUAUAGAGUUCCAGAGGGAGACAACUUGUAUUAAAAAAGAGGAGGAGGAUAGAGGUCGAACGCAUGGGAUCUGGUGGGACGGGAUUGAAAGGAAGGAGCGUUUGAAUUAUAGAAUCUGUAGAAUAUAGGCAGGUCGCCGUGUUCUAAUGGCUUGAUAUAGGAAGGUAGCAAGGAAAUCUUGACAGUGGUAGGACUGAUAAAGCCACUUCAACUUGGUGUAGAACUGGGUAAUAUGCGUAUCCCUUGAGAUCCCGAAGAUAAAGCGGAUUGAGCAAUUCAUUAAACGUUUAAGUUUGGCUUCAAGUUCUCCCUAGAGUCCACCAUACACCAUGCAGCCAUAGUCGAAGUGGGGAAAAGCAAGAGAGGAGACCAGGAAUUGAUGGGUUUUGAAUGGAAGAAGAUAACGUAGAUGUUUAAAUUGUUUCAGGGUGGACAUAGUACAGUGGGAAAUUUGGGAGAUGUGUGGUUUCCAGGAGAAGCUUUGAUCGAGAGUAACGCCAGGUUUUUAACGGUGGUGGGGAAGGAAAUAGAUGAGUUGUUCAGAAAAAGAUUAGGUGCUGAAAUGGAUUUGAGGAGUGGGGGGGAUCCAAUCAGGGCGCCUUUUGUCUUCUCCGUAUUUAAUGUCAGCUUAUUAAGAUUUGCCCAUGCACAUAUUCUAUUGAUAUUUUUUUGCAGUUUCAGGAUGGCAUUAGAGGAAUCUAUCGGGUUGAAGGAAAGAUAUAUUUGGACGUCAUCUGCGUAUAGGUGAUAUUGACAGUGUAUGAUAGAGGAAGGGAGGUCAUUGAUGUAGAUGGAAAAGAGGGUGGAGGAUAAUGAGGGACAUUGUGGGACGCCUCUGGAUAGAGGUAGAGACAUUGAUUGAGGGUUAUUAGGAACUACAACGUACUGGGAGCAAUCGGUGAGAAAGGAUUGGAACCACUUAAGGGCACUAGAUGAUAAGGAUAUAUUUUUAAGUUUGGUUUGGAAGAUAUUAUGGUCAACUGAGUCGAAUGCUUUAGAGAAAUCAAGAAGGAUCGGGAUGGUGAGUUUCUGUUGAUCUAUGGCUGUGUGGAGAUCUUGGGAGAUUUUAAGGAGGGCAGAAUGAGUGGAGUAGUCUGGUCUAAAACCAGACUGGAAGCAGUUAAAAUGUUUAUUUGAAUAUAUUGUUAUCAAUGUAUUCACAAUGCCUUCCCUUAUAAGCGAUUGAGCAAGUCGAUAGCCAAAAUCUCAUCUUGAAAGACAGACGUAUAUCUACAUAUAGAUAUAAAUAUUCCCUCAUUAGGUUUAUCCUUUCUCCAGAUGCGAGCCCUUGAUCGUUGCUCCAUCAAUUAUUUUCCUAUUAUAAUAAAAAGCAACUAGGGAAGGAAAUCAGGAGCUGAAAAGAUUGCUUCAUGAAAAUAGGUGGAUUUGGCUCGUCGGAUUCUGGUUUGUGUCAGGUUACGGAGAAUUCUAAACGCUUGGUAGUUGUAGCAAGCCUGGUAUGUCUAAAGCGUCUACGGGCUGCGUCACGUCUCCUCUGAAGAUCUUUAAUUUGCUGACACAUCCAGGGAGCCAGACGUCUAUGAAAGGUAGAGGUUUUGAUGGGAAAAAAUAAACACA